CAAAAACCAGACUUACAUUUAGUGAGUGGAUCUUCGUUGCAGUCGUGAUACCCGCAGCGGCGAACCAAAGCAACGAUGAAGAGGGCUCUGUUUUGCAGGGGCGCGCUUCUGGCGCAGCAGGUUGCAUUGGAGAGUUCACUGCCAGCAGCGAUUUCGCCGGCUCUGAUGCCUCGCUUCCACCGCGCUAUGUCGUCCGUCUCUAUCCCCCCGCCUCAGUGCCUGCUUAGACCCCUUGAGGCUCCUUUUCGUUACCUGUUUGGGCCGGGGCCAUCCAAUGUGCCCCCGCGCAUUCUGGCCGCAGGGGGGAGACCAAUUAUUGGUCAUAUGCAUCCAGAAAUGUUUGAGAUUAUGAAUGACAUCAAGAAGGGAAUACAGUACGCCUUCCAGACAGAGAAUAACAUGACGAUUGCCAUGAGCGGGUCUGGGCACACAGCCAUGGAAUGCGCCGUCUUCAACACCGUGGAGCCAGGAGAGACCGUUCUCGUAGCUAUCAAUGGAAUCUGGGGAGAGCGCGUAGCUGAAAUCGCUGGCAGAAUGGGUGCCAAUGUUCACACUAUGGUGAAAGCUCCAGGUGGUUACUUUACCAACCAAGAAAUUGAGCAGGCCCUGGCCAAGCACAAGCCUGUGCUCUUCUUCCUAACACACGGCGAAUCCUCUGCGGGCAUCGCCCACCCCGUCGAUGGCAUCGGAGACCUGUGCCGCCAGCACAACUGCUUGUUCUUAGUGGACUCGGUGGCAUCUUUGGGUGGUGCACCCCUUUACAUGGACAAGCAAAAAAUUGAUAUCCUGUACACCGGCUCCCAGAAGGCUUUGAAUGCCCCUCCAGGGACCGCCCCCAUCUCCUUUAAUGAAAGAGCAUGUGAGAAGAUGUUCAACCGGAAAACGAAGCCAGUGUCCUAUCUCCUGGACAUGACUUACUUGUCCAAUUAUUGGGGCUGUGACGGCAAACCGGCAAGAAUAUACCACCACACAGGGCCUGUGUCUGGCUUCUUUGCUCUGAGAGAGAGCCUGGCUAUCCUUGCAGAGAAGGGCCUAGAGAACUCAUGGCGACAUCACAAGGAGGUGGCAGAGCACCUGUAUAAAGGCCUGGAGGAUCUGGGUCUCAAGCUAUUCAUUCCAGACAAAAGCCUGAGGUUGCCAUCGGUCACCACUAUUGCCAUUCCCUCGGGGUACAACUGGAGGGAGAUUGUAGCUUACAUGAUGAAACACCACCAGAUGGAAAUCACAGGAGGCCUGGGGCCCUCUGUGGGCUUGGUGCUGCGUGUGGGUCUCAUGGGAUACAACUGCAGCAAGGCCAACGCUGACAUGGUUUUGGCGGCGCUCGGCGACGCUCUGAAGAACUGUCACAAGAGCAAGGCGUAGAGAGAACUUUUGUUUCAUGAGCAAAAGAAAGUGAUGAUCCGAAACAGUCUGCCCCAGGGGCGAGUGGGGAGAAAUCUCUUCUCAGGAUUUUUUUGUAUAUAAAAACUGUGGGCGUUGGCAAGCACUGAGAACAUUGAACACAAAAUAAAAUAAGAGUAAAACAUUUU
Anguilla anguilla (European eel) is the source of this 1529-nucleotide messenger RNA. It is a transcript of the gene agxtb, whose product is annotated as alanine--glyoxylate and serine--pyruvate aminotransferase b. Lineage: Eukaryota; Metazoa; Chordata; Actinopteri; Anguilliformes; Anguillidae. The coding region runs from base 76 to 1362 and encodes 428 amino acids. The transcript is spliced from 11 exons. Gene Ontology annotation, molecular function: L-serine:pyruvate transaminase activity; L-alanine:glyoxylate transaminase activity. The record is from RefSeq and is a predicted model, not a curated record. Gene Ontology annotation, cellular component: peroxisome.